Messenger RNA from Candidula unifasciata, 307 nucleotides. Lineage: Eukaryota; Metazoa; Mollusca; Gastropoda; Stylommatophora; Geomitridae. The record is from the annotation of a GenBank genome assembly.
AUGCCGGAGGUGGAGGAGGAGUUCCUGCACGCUGUGGAAUUUGGUGACGUAACACUGGUCAAAGCUCUGCUAGAGGAGUUCCCAAAUCUAAAUGUGGACUGUACCGACGCGCUGGGCAGAACACCACUUCGUCUGGCUGUCAAAAACGAAAACAAAGAGAUGGUUGAAAUACUGUUGUGCCAUUCCAACCCUGAGAACAUGCACGAAGCGCUGCUACAGGCCAUCGACUCUGGCUAUACCAACAUAGCGGAAGUGACCCUUAGACAUCCCAACUAUUUGGAAGUCUUCAAGAGAAUGAGGCGGAUGG